GCUUUUUCGCAGGCUAUUGCUAGGGUUGAGUCAAUUGAUUCAGAAGGAGAGCCUCUGCCAUACCAAUUCUCGAGGCUAAUCGAUCUAUUCGUUAGCUAUACACCACUUUCUGGUGUGCAAUCAGUUGAUAAAGUCGAAGUUAAAUCCCGAGCUACUCCAAUUCUGACGCUUCUAUUCGAUCAUCUUAGACGCAAUGCUUCGCGUGGUCUAUGGAUUGAGCCUACCAAUCUGGAAGCCCACAACUCUAUCGGAAUCGCCAUGUUUCCUGUGCGUGGCUCAAGUCUAGGUACUGCUCGGCUCAUUGUGCGAGCCCGGCAAAAAAGAGGAGCGACGGAUAGAGGCCUGGCUUCCUCUGAAGAUGCCAUUAUCAGUUCUAAUCGGCAAGCAGACGGCGUUGGGCAUCCAGCUGAUAUCGUGGCUCGCAGCAACGCUGUUGAUAUUCAAGUAUAUUUAUUAGACAAUAUUUACUUGACUGAUGACUUCGGGCAAGAUCUAGUAAAAAAGGGGAUUUGA
This is a messenger RNA of Protopolystoma xenopodis, 513 nucleotides long. NCBI's taxonomy places the organism in Eukaryota, Metazoa, Platyhelminthes, Monogenea, Polystomatidea, Polystomatidae. The record is from the annotation of a GenBank genome assembly.